Penicillium nucicola is the source of this 1836-nucleotide messenger RNA. Its product is annotated as thiamine pyrophosphate-binding protein. The transcript is spliced from 2 exons. Gene Ontology annotation, cellular component: acetolactate synthase complex; mitochondrion. Gene Ontology annotation, biological process: L-valine biosynthetic process. The record is from RefSeq and is a predicted model, not a curated record. Bases 1 to 1836 code for a protein of 611 amino acids. NCBI's taxonomy places the organism in Eukaryota, Fungi, Ascomycota, Eurotiomycetes, Eurotiales, Aspergillaceae. Gene Ontology annotation, molecular function: thiamine pyrophosphate binding; acetolactate synthase activity; flavin adenine dinucleotide binding.
AUGCCAGACCUUCAAAUGAAACCCGACUGUCCCAAAGGCCUCACAGGAGGUGAACUGCUCUGUGAGCUUCUCGGGAGCCACAAUGUUGACCAUGUGUUCGGAUAUCCAGGCGGUGCAGCUCUUCCUCUUUUUGAUGGAGUCUACAAGACCAACCUCUUCCAAUUCAUCCUGUCUCACCAUGAACAAGGGGCUGGCCAUAUGGCAGAAGGCUAUGCGAGUGCGAGCAUGAAACCAGGCGUUGUACUGGUAACCUCUGGCCCUGGAAGCUCUAAUCUCGUCACGCCUUUGCUCAAUGCUCUAUUGGAUGGAACACCAAUGGUGGCUAUCUGCGGUCAGGUAGCUACCACUGUUCAAGGAACUGGGGCCUUCCAGGAAAUUGACGUUGUUCCCCUUGCUCGGACAUGCACCAAAUGGUGCUCUUCCGUUAAAAGCGUCCGUGAUUUACCGGACAUCAUCAAUGAGGCGUUUCACCAAGCCACCUCUGCUCGACCUGGACCGGUUCUUGUUUCCAUACCAAAGGAUAUCGGCAAAGAGGUUCUGGACCCAAUUUCACUUGGCUACCCUCUGACACCACCCGGGGAAGACACACCAAGCGGUCUCAUGUCUAUGACAACCAUACCCAGGGCUAUGCUUCCUGGACUUGCUUGUGAUAUCGAAAGUGUAAAGCCUCAAGUAAGCCAGGUUGCAGCACUUGUCAACCACUCUCAGCGUCCAAUCAUAUGUGCUGGCCAUGGGGUCCUUGCUAGCAAGGACGGUUCAGCAUUACUGUCUCAAAUUGCAAAAACAUACAGAAUCCCCGUAGUCACCACUUUGCUAGGACUGGGAUCUUUUGAUGAAGAUCACGAGCUGGCCCUGCAUAUGAUAGGUACUUAUGGGGCUCCAUAUGCCAAUUACGCUCUCCAAAGUGCCGACCUGAUACUUGUGUUUGGGGCCCGCCUGGAGGAGAGAGCCGUGGGUAGUCCAGCUGGAUAUGCCCCCAAAGCCAGAGAAGCAGCCCAAACUGGACAAGGUGGCAUCAUUCAGUUUGACAAUAAUGCAGAAAGUGUGGCCAAGGUAGUCAAACCAACGCAGCCCAUAUUGGGUGAUUUGUCCGUGACCUUGCGACUUCUGCUCUCACGGUUAGAGAAGAGAGACGACAAUGACAUCUGGCUGGAUCAGAUCAAGGCCUGGAAGAAGCAGUACGCAUUCCGAACGCCUCAAAUAGACUCGGCGAGCCUGUGUUCUCCCCAGCGGGUGAUUGCCGAGGUAGAUCGCCAGACAGCGCCAAUCAAGCACCGCACCAUUUUGACCACAGGCGUGGGACAGCAUCAAAUGUGGACAGCGCAGCGUUAUCGCUUUAGACAUCCCCAUUCAUUCGUUACAUCUGGUGCUCUGGGAACCAUGGGAUUCGGAGUCCCUGCCGCCAUUGGAGCCCAGGUAGCCCAACCGAAUCACACAGUGAUUGAUAUUGACGGCGAUGCCUCAUUUUGCAUGACUAUGGAAGAGCUUCUCACUGCGGCGCAAUACAAUAUUCCUAUCAAAGUGAUUGUGUUAAACAACAACACUCAAGGAAUGAUUGCCCAGCUUCAACGGGCUGAUUAUGAGGGCCGAAUCUGCUACAACCGUCAGAGAAAUCCCCAUUUCGUGCAGCUUGCAGAGAGCAUGGGAUGUGGGGGCCGGCAAUGUAGUGAUUCUGGUGAGCUUUCAGACUGUAUUACGUGGCUACUAGAGUAUCAGGGGCCGGCAUUGCUAGAAGUUCUGGUGCAAGAGGCGGAAAUGCUUCCAAUCGUGCCGAAUGGAAAGGCAUUGGAUCUCAUUAAACUAGAAUCUGGCUCAGUUGAAACUUCCCUGGCUUAA